Messenger RNA from Elgaria multicarinata webbii, 594 nucleotides. RefSeq names its product interferon tau-2-like. Gene Ontology annotation, molecular function: cytokine receptor binding. Gene Ontology annotation, biological process: defense response. The transcript has a single exon. Gene Ontology annotation, cellular component: extracellular region. The record is from RefSeq and is a predicted model, not a curated record. Lineage: Eukaryota; Metazoa; Chordata; Lepidosauria; Squamata; Anguidae. Bases 1 to 594 code for a protein of 197 amino acids.
AUGGCCAUCAUUGCUGGUAACUAUGGCUUACGAGCUUGCUUCAUGCUGGUACUCUUAGGCAAAGGCUCACAAUCCAGCCAACUCUCACUUUCCAGAUGUCCCAUCCUUCACGCCCAGUGGAAACAAUUGAUCCAGACCAACAUACAUCAUCUUUGCAGAAUGAGUGGACAGUUUCCUCUUCAAUGCAUAUCUGAAACAACAGACUUUAGGUUCCCUCUGGAAGCUCACAGAGGUAUUAAGAGUGAUAGUGGAAUUGUUAUCUACGAGAUCCUCCAACACAUCUUCUACUUCAUUAGCAAAGACCAUCCCAACAAUAUCUGGAACUCAACGUGCAUCGACAACCUACGGAACAGCCUUCACCAGCAAAUUGAACAACUGGAGACAUGCUGCAGUGCUACAGAGAUGCAGAAUGGUCUGAAGACCUGUGACAAUGUAGGGUCAUAUCCCUUGACUCUGAAAUUCAAGAGAUAUUUCCAAAGAAUGAACAAUUUCCUAAAUAGCAAUCAACAGAGUCAGUGUGCCUGGGAAACGAUUUUCUUAGAAAUGAAAGGAUGCUUGCUCUUCAUAACCCAGAUUCUCAACGAGCUUAAGUGA